GUUGCGUAUUAUCUGCCUAACGAGAUAUUACGUUGUACCACAGAUUAUCUGUGUUUAUACUAAAAUGACACGGUGUUGUGCUUAUAAAUGUAGAAAUUCUACUAAUCAAACUGUAAGAAUAAGUGUUCAUAAAUUUCCUAGUCGUGAGAAAUCGCCCUUACGUUUUAAAUCAUGGGCAGAGGCAUUGGAUUAUAUACUACGAACUAUAUAAUCAAUGGCAGAGGAUAAAUCGGGUUAAAUUUGAACCGACUAAAAGCGCUGUAGUUUGUUCCGUACAUUUUGCCAGUGGAGAUUUCGAACCAGGCCCUGUUUUACAAUAGUAUAUUGAAAGACAAGUGUUACAAUGCGACCUAUUGUAAAGCUGCAUUUAUAAUCACUUUGUAGGCGAAGUGCAACUUUGGCACGCGUGUUAGACAUACGGAGUGUAGGUAUACCAUUCACAACAUCAUCGCGAGUCGCGACUCAGCACGGCGUGCUGCUUGUUUAUGGACGCUUGCAAGCUGCAAGGUUGUUUGUCUCGUGCUGGCACACGAUCAUGCGCAAUAGUAAACAUUUUAAAUUUCUAACCUCAGAGCAAUUUUUUUUUAUUGAUAAAGCAUAAAUUUUAUCUAUAAUGUCUGAUGUAGAAGUAAAAGCCCUUUUGUUGGGAAGUAUUGCUACCUUAUUAUCUAUUAAAUUAAAACUAAAAAGCACGAAGAAAACGCGAAAGCGAAAAAGGUUUGGAAUUCAUCCAAUGCUACUGCAAAGAAAAAGUCAGGGGUUUUAUGACAAUUUAAUAAAUGAAAUUCGAAUCCAUGAUCCGUAUAUGUUUUUUAAUUUCACUAGGAUGUCUUCAAGCUCUUUUGAUAAAUUAUUGUCACUUGUGGGCCCAGAUAUUGCAAAAAAAUCUCUAAGAGAAUCGAUAUCUCCAGGGUGCAGGCUUGCAAUUACAUUACGAUUUUUGGCAACUGGAGAUUCUUAUCCAAGCUUGUCAUAUUCCUUUCGGGUUGCUGUACCAACAAUUUGUAAUAUUAUUAGAGAAACGUGCUUGGUGUUGUGGAAUGUUUUGUUUCCAAUAGUGUUAAAAACCCCAAAUGAAGAGAUGUUAAAAAAAUUUGAAAAAGAAUUUUGUACUAAGUGGUCAUUACCAAACUGCGUAGGGGCUAUAGAUGGCAAACAUGUGACAAUUCAAGCACCUUAUAAGUCAGGCUCUACAUUUUUUAAUUAUAAAAAAAAUUUUAGCAUUGUUUUAUUGGGCGUGUGCAAUGCAGACUACAUGUUUACUUAUGUGGACAUAGGAGCAUACGGUUCACAAAGUGAUGGAGGUGUUUUAAAUCAAUCACAAUUUGGACAAAAACUUUCUACAAAUAGUCUUAAUUUACCAUCUCCAAAGUUGUUACCCGUUUCAAGCAAUGGUCUACAAAUUCCACACUUCUUUGUUGGAGAUGAAGCGUUCCCACUUAGAAGCAAUUUGAUGCGUCCAUACAGCAAAGGCCGAAAUGGUACAAUGCCUGAAGACGAAAAAAUAUUCAAUGAUCGUCUCUCUAGAGCCAGAAGAAUAAUUGAAAAUGUUUUCGGAAUUUUAGUGGCAAGGUUCAGAAUAUUCCACCGUACCAUAAAUGCUUUUCCUGAAACAGUUGAUAAUAUUGUGAAAGCCUGUGUAUGUUUACACAAUUAUAUAAGAAUGGAAAAUAAUGAAUGUUAUUUUCAAAAUGAAGACAUCGAUAGAGAAGUAGAUGGAAAGUUAAUUUCUGGGAGAUGGAGGACUGAGACUCCAGUUGAUGGGGCUCUGACAAACCUUCGACUGCGGUUAGGUGCUAGAAAUUCUGGUGAAACUGCCUUAGCUAUGAGAACAUAUUUAAAAGAAUACUUCAAUGGUUCAGGAGCAUCUUUAGCACCAUGGCAGUGGAAUGUAAUAAAUAAAACUAAUUGAAACGUUUAAUACUGUAAUGUUCUAAUAUCAUUUUGAAGAUUGUAUUGCUUAAUGAAAUAAAAUAAUGAAAAUCUUGAA
Molecule: messenger RNA, 1990 nt
Organism: Photinus pyralis (common eastern firefly)
Lineage: Eukaryota; Metazoa; Arthropoda; Insecta; Coleoptera; Lampyridae
Product: protein ANTAGONIST OF LIKE HETEROCHROMATIN PROTEIN 1-like
Exons: 2
Coding region: 614-1912 (432 amino acids)
Source: RefSeq, a predicted model, not a curated record